Linum trigynum is the source of this 2655-nucleotide messenger RNA. The record is from the annotation of a GenBank genome assembly. NCBI's taxonomy places the organism in Eukaryota, Viridiplantae, Streptophyta, Magnoliopsida, Malpighiales, Linaceae.
GCCUGCAGCACUACCCACUGUUCGGCCGGCUUCGUGGGAUUCUCCGUCUUCGUUUGCUUAGGUAGGCAAAAUUCCAAAAUUCCAGUUCUUCAGCUGACCAACUCCUCUUCGUGAAUGGUGGAGCAACUGGUCGAAGUUAGAAAUGUUUGGAUUCAUUCAUGACUUCAAUUUCAAGUAGUGAUUUGAUGAUGUGCUUCACUGCUACAAUGUUUUCCAGUUUGUGCAUUUGCCAACAGUGAGAUUGAACAGUGAGAUAAUUAAACAUUCGGGAGGACUCGGCUUAUAAUAGUCUUCCGCCAUGGCUGUCGAAGAAGAUGUUGCGCAGGAGUACGUGCCGCAGCAGAAGAAGAAAGAACCUUCUGAGCUAGAGAAGCGGAGAAAGAAAAUUGAACCUGGAAGCUUAAUGAAGGCUGAAAUGAGGCCAGGAGGCGGUGAUGUUAGACCAUCCGAGGGUGAUCAGGCCAUAUAUCACUGCACAGUCAGAACUUUGGAUGGAGUAGUUGUCGAGUCUACUAGAUCAGAUAAUGGGGGGAAGGGCAUUCCGCUGCGGCAUGUUUUGGGGAAAAGCAAGAUGCUGAUAGGAGUCAUUGAGGGACUUACCACAAUGCUGAAGGGUGAAGUUGCUAUGUUUAAAAUGAAGCCAUCAAUCCACUAUGGCGAGGCUGAUUGCCCAAUCUUACCACCAAGUGGAUUCCCGAAAGAUGAUGAACUUCAUUUUGAGAUCGAAAUGAUAGAAUUCUCAAAAGUGAAGGUAGUCAGCGAAGAUUUGGGGAUUAUAAAGAAGGUGAUAGAUGAUGGUCAAGGUUGGGAGUCUCCUAGGGAACCAUAUGAAGUAAAAGCCAGGAUUUCAGCUAAAACUGGUGAUGGGAAAGUUAUUCUGGCCCACACACAUGGGGAACCAUAUUUCUUUACUUUCGGGAAAUUUGAGGUACCUAAAGGUCUUGAGAUGGGAAUGGGAACAAUGGCACGAGAAGAAAAGGCUAUAAUAUAUGUUACUGGCCAAUACUUAACUCAGUCUCCUCUCCUAUCUACAAUUGAAGGUUUGGAUGAAGUUCAUUUUGAAGUGGAGCUUGUUCAUUUCAUUCAGGUGCGAGAUAUGCUUGGAGAUGGGCGUCUAAUAAAACGUAGAAUUCGUGAUGGGAAGGGUGAGUUUCCCAUGGAUUGCCCUCUUCAUGACAGUGUGCUGCGGGUUCAUUACAAGGCCAUGCUUCUAAAUGACAAAAAGACAGUCUUCUACGAUACAAGAGUCAACAAUGCGGGGCAGCCUUUGGAGUUCAGUUCUGGGGAAGGUCUAGUUCCUGAAGGAUUUGAAAUGUCUGUCCGCCUGAUGCUUCCAGGAGAGCUGGCUUUGGUAACAUGUCCUCCUGAUUAUGCAUAUGACAAAUUUCCAAGGCCAACCGAUGUUCCUGAAGGUGCUCAUGUCCAAUGGGAGAUUGAGCUUCUUGGUUUUGAGAUGCCACAGGACUGGACUGGCAUGGAUUUCCAGAGUAUAAUGGACGAUGCUGAAAAGAUAAGAAGCAUAGGGAACAGGUUGUUCAAAGAAGGAAAGUUUGAACUAGCGAAAGCCAAGUACGAGAAGGUACUGAGGGAGUUUAACCAUGUCAAUCCACAAGAUGAUGAGGAAGGGAAGGUUUUUCUGAACACGCGGAAUUUGUUACACUUAAAUGUGGCCGCUUGCUACCUGAAAAUGAAGGAAUGUAGAAAAUCUAUUGAGGCAUGCAACAAGGUUUUGGAUGCAAGUCCUGCACAUGCAAAGGCUCUAUACCGCCGAGGAAUGGCAUACAUGGAAGCUGGCGAUUUUGAUGAAGCAAAGAACGACUUUGUAAUGAUGGCAAAAGUGGACAAGUCAUCCGAGUCCGAUUCAAAAGCUGCUCUUCUGAAACUAAAGCAAACAAAGCAGGAAGUUGAUCGGAGAGCACGAAAAUAAUUCAAAGGGCUCUUUGACAAGAAGCCUGGAGAGAUAGCUGAGGUUGGGCCAGAAGAUAAAGCAAAGGAGGAAAGCACAUCCGAAGAAAAGCACAAGGACAAUGAGGAUGUCAAGUUGGGGUCGGAUGACGGGAUCGAGGAAGAGCCAUUGCUGGAAGAUGCUGUGGAUGAACCAAGGCCUGGCCUUUUGUAUCGCUUGUGGCCAACAGGGGGAAGGCUGUUCUCUGCCCUGGGGCUCCAACGAUGUACCAUCUUGUGAAACCUCUAAAGCUUGGCUUAUGGCUCCCACAUUCCUGGUUGUGGAAUAGAGGUCACCUUCUAACUUGUACCCUUAAACAGAUAGAGAUAAUAAUAGUAGUUCAAGAGCAGACAAGUCUGAUUUACAAUAAUAGUAGGUUACCUUCUAACUUGUGAUAUAUACAAUUAUUAACAGCGGAUGCUCGACUGCAUGUUACGCGACAAAUAGACAAGUCAACACAAUAUAUGGAGCAGGACCAACAUUGCUUUGGGUUCGAUUUGGUCUUGUCUAAAUGUCAUUUUUGUUCAUUUUUGUAAGAUAAAAAAUUUGUAAAAAAUCAAAUAAUAUUAUAUCCAGCUCAGUUCAAGUGUUGGUUUGGUGCGUAAAUUCUGGUACAAAUCAAAUCAUUGCACACCCCUACAUGACUAUAUGAAAUAAUACAUAUAUUUGAAUUUUAACAUCCCUUAUCGUAACAAAAUUUUAGUUUAUCA